AUGGCUGCGCACACGGGUCGCAACGACUUUACGUCCGCCGAUGACAACCUACUUAUGCAAUACAUUGCAAAGUACCGACCAGAACCUGCAGGCCGACUAGGAAACGCACUCUACAAAACACUAGUCGAAAACGCAGAACGCAAAUGGUCGUGGUCCAGAAGACAUACCUGGCAGUCAUGGCGCGAACGGUACAAGAAACACCAAGCCGAGUUUGACAGACGGAUUUUGAAACACCAGCAAAAGUUGGCGGAAAAGGGACAGGCCAAGUAUGCAGAAGAGGAGCAGGCUGAGAUGGGGCUGAAGCGGAAAGCGAGAGACGAACCCCAGGCUUCGACACACGAGAAGAAACGGCAGAAAACUGGGACGUUGGCGCAGAGUAAUGGGGGCAUUGGUGGCGCGGUGAAUAAGGAGUGUCCAGCGAAAGAGAAGCCCAAGGAAAAGUCGCAAGCGCCUCCUCCACAGUCAAAAGGCCAGGAUGCGGACAACGAAGGACAGCAGAACCAGGCUAUACCAGGCGAUUUUCCAGAGGAACCCAUGCCGGACGAGAACAACGCGCCUGCCGACCAAAAUCCUGUGGCUUCAAUCUACCCCGACCUGAAUACGGCGCCUUCCCCAGGACUGUCUCGCCCCGCCGAUCCCCCGCCAAGCGGAUUUUCAACAUCCACGCCCCGACCCAACGGCAACGCACCUACUCCUCCCGACUCUGCCACCAAGAAACCGACUUCCGAAGUGCCGAAAGCAGCUGAUCCCGUGCCCGCAAAGCCCUCGCAGGCGCCCAAACCCAAACCGAAGAAGAGGCGGUCGUCGAUUCAUGAGGAUCCCUUCGUGUCUGGCUCGUCCUCGGACCACGACAACGCACCCCCGCCACCCCUGCAACGGCCAUCUGUCCGACGCCAGCCUCCUGUGUAUAAGGAAGGCGCGUUCAGGACCACCAUUCAGCAGUCUAGGCCCUGGCCUCCUGUUCGUAAACACCACCAUAGUCGACCAAAGCCCUCGAAUGUGCAGGAACCGCGGGAACAAGAGCAACAGACUGAGGUCCCUCCGCCACCCAAGGACAGGGUGGUCCAGGAACAACCACACCCCCCGCCGCCUGCGCCCGCACGUCGAUCGUCUGGGAACGUCGUUACAUCUGAAGCUUCUUCGUCCAAGGUCAAGCUCCCUCCUGGCCACUACCACUCGCGCGAAGAAGUUCUCGAUGCGGUUGAACUCCCGCCCAAUGGCGCGGCGGGUGGCACCACUGAACCGCAUCAACCUGUCAAUAGCGAGCUUUUGAACGCCCCGCCCAAGGAGAACUUCCUCGCCGCCCCCGCUCCUCCUGCUACCAUCCACCGGACUCGCUUAGACGACGAUCCUCCGCGAUCAAUAUCCGAUAGCCUCAGGCGUCGUCGACCUGCUGCCCCUUCAAAACCCGCUGAAUCCAGGGUCGAGUCGGUCGUUAUCACCGGUGCCUCUGUCACCCUCGUCAACGAUUCCGGGGAGCUGGAUGACAGGCCCAUCCAACUGGACGAUGUCUUCAGCGAUGUCCGACCGCCUCCCCGCUCGCCGCUGGUGUAUACCAUGCAAGCUCCCCCGCCUCGGAUCGAUUUGCACAAGACGCUUGCGAUGCAGAGGUUGCGGAAGCGCACGCGCACGCGUACUCGGUCGAGUGCUUCUAGUAAUAGCAAUAAGGCGCCGAGUGUCCUCUCGAGGACGUCGUCUAGAGCUUCGAUUGCCAAAGGCAAGGCUGUUGUAGCGCCGCAUAAAACCGCUACCACCUGCACGACUACCCCAGCUUCCCCUCAUUCGGAUGCGCAGCUACUACAGAUGGCGGGCAGGCAGGUGCUGUUGGCGUUGGCGAAGCGGUAUGGUGUGACAGAGGAUACGGUGUUCAAGGCGUACAAGAGGCUGAAGGAUUUGGAGAAGCUGAAUGAGUACCUUGCCGAAUUGCAGAAGCAGACUGAGGCUGCUGGGGAGGCGUUGAUGAAUUCGAUGAUUGCGGAGGAGGGAGGGGAGGGGGAAGAAGGAGGGGGUGGGGGAGGGGCAGGGGCAGGGCACUAUGGAGUAGGAGGAGGGGGAGAGCAAGAUACAUCGGUCUUCGACCUCGCUCGUGUUCACCCGCCUGGGAGUGGCCCCGCCAGUUCGCGAACGACGCCGAGCGACCUUGUGGAUCUUAGGCAAGUGAACAAGGGGCGGCAUAGUUUGGCUACGCACGGAGCUGGACAUGGACAUGGACGUGGGCUGGGUCAGGGGCGGCGCUCUAGCUCGGGUACACAGGCUCGUUCGGGUGCACGGGCUAGUUUCGGGGGUGCUCAAGGCCAUGCCCGCCGACGAUCAAGCGUCAAACCGAUGUUGGAUAUAAGGCCUGUGCAUGAGUUGCCGCCUACGCCUUAUGAGCCGCCAAGGUCGACGAGGGCGGGGAGGUAUAGGCGGUCGCUUAGGGGUGCGGUGCCGGGUGAGUUGGAGAUGGAGGCGCUGACGUUGAUGAAUUUGAUGGUUGCGGAGGAGGAAGGGGAAGGUGAGGAGAGCAGUGGAGAGGGGGAUGAGGGUGAGGGUGGUGAAGCGGCUGGAGGACGGGUCGAUGUUGAAGAGCGUGGUGAAGUCGAUAGACGAAAAGAGGGCCAAGGCGAGAGAUCCCGUGUUGGGCUGAACGAUUUAAUAGCAAUGGUGCGAGGGAUGCAGCGGCCUCCGCGUCUACCGCAGCUGCAGAACAUGCUUUCUCCGCCGCGUUUGUUGGAUCUCAAGAAGGCGGGUUCAAAGUCUCCGGGGUCCGACAAGAAGGCAUCGGUACAUUCAGCUGGUUCUACGACUACGAAGGAGCGUACACGAACCACGACUACUACUACGGAUCGCGCGAGAAACUCUACUACGAGGGACCACACGAACUCUGCGACGAAUGGGAAGGACCGCAUAAGAACCUCGAGAAACUCGGUGGUGAUGGCUUCGUCGCCUGGAGAGGAGAGGGAGGACUCGCCUUCGCCUGCUGAUAGGCGACGAUCGAGGUCGAGGUCGAGAAGGUCUUCGGAGGAGGUGUUGGGGGUGCUGAGUCCGGAUGUGGGGAUUCCUGAAUCUGAUGACGAUGAGGAUGAUGGUGGUGAGGGAGGUGAGGAUGAGGACGGUGGUGACGAAGAUGGAGACGAAGAAGAUAGGGAAGUGGCUGGUGGAGAAGAAGAUGUAGAUGAAGAAGGUGGGGAAGAGGGCGGGGAAGUUGGAGAGGAAGAUGGGGGUGGUGAAUAUGGAAGUGGAGAUGGGGGAGAAGAGAUGGUGGUGGAUGGAGAGGAGUAUCAGGAUCAGGAUCAGCAUCGGGAGGGAGGUGACUUUGAUGAUGAACGUGGUGACGAGGAGGGUGGUGAUGAAGACCCGGAGGGGCAAGGAGAUGAGGUUGAUCAUAAUCCGGAUCCGGGCGAAGAUGGCUACGAGAUCGAUGGAGAUCAGGGCGGAGGCGAUUAUGAGGUUGACGAAGAUCAGGGCGGAGACGAUUAUGAGGACGGAGAAGUGGAUCAAGAAGGUGGUGAGCUUGCAGGGGAGGAAGAUCAGGCAGAGGAUGAUGAGCUCGGUUAUCCGGAUCAUCCGGAUGAAGAGGGGGAAUUACAGUACCCGGAGGAUCAACAGGCAAGCAGCGACGACGAUGUCUACGCCAACGCUAUCGACCAGGAUAGCGCCUCAGACCAAGACGCUAGCGAUGAUGAUGACGAAGACGAGCAGCAGUCAGAACCCUCUGUAUCAGACGAAGAAGACCAGCUCCAACCAUCCUCAUCCGACGGGGAAGACGAUGAGGACGCCAUGGACGUUGAGCGACUCUUAUCCUCCCCCGAACGGACAUUCGAUCCCCGCGAUCCCUAUGAACAGGCGGUGCAAAAGUGGUCACUACGCCAUGACGAAUUGGCGAGCAAGGUUACGGAGGAGAAUGUAAAGGAGUUUCGGGCGUUUGAGAAGGAGGUGAUGAAGGAGUUUGGGGGUGAUGAGGAUGUGAUGAGGGUGCUUGGUGUUUUGUAUGCGAGGAAGUUGCUUGAUGAGCAGGAUGGGGGAGGUGAUGACGAGUGA
Molecule: messenger RNA, 4020 nt
Organism: Coprinopsis cinerea okayama7#130
Lineage: Eukaryota; Fungi; Basidiomycota; Agaricomycetes; Agaricales; Psathyrellaceae
Exons: 4
Coding region: 1-4020 (1339 amino acids)
Source: RefSeq, a predicted model, not a curated record